AUGUCACAAAUUACAGACAGGCUUCGAUCUCAGAACGGGAAGCUCCGCGAAGAAAUAAAAAAACUCCAAUAUGCUCUUAAAGAGAUAAAUAAUGACGUCCCAAUCUCAUCUUUCUCCCAAAAGGAGCCAAAAAUACAUUCACAAAAUUUCAAAAAUCAAAAUCGUUAUUACAUGAAGCAAGGCUUAGAUGGAAAAAUUCAAAAAGAAGUAGCUUUACGAGAGUAUCCUAGAGUUAUCGAAGUUUCAAUAAAAAAGAAAGAUACAGGCUGCGAUCCGAUUUAUUUCGAAUCCAAUUCGAAGUCUGAAAGCUUGCUAGAUUCCUCUAAACAGUCAAAUCCCUUUGACACUAAAAAAACGAUAAACAGCUCCCAUAUAGACAGUUGGUCAAGCAUAGGUCGCAACCCUACACCCCCACCCCCCUCCAAUAACCCCCACCCUCACCACCCCUAAAAAUGGUACCCCCACCCCCCUUUCACAGAUGGCACCCCCACCCCCUCCUCUCGGGUUUAUCCUAUAGAAGUUAUUGAUAGGAAAUAAGCAGAAUAAAUUAAACAUAACCCAAUUAAAAUACUAUAUUUUUAAAUUAAGUCCACAAAUUACUUUAUAUUUAUGAUUAAUUAAUAAAUUUAAAUGAAUUAGCAAUUAAUUAGAAAAUAUAUUAAAUUUGUUAUUUAUAUUUAUAAAUAUAAUGCUAAAGAUAUAUAGAUAAUGGCAUUAAUAUAUAAAUUAGCCAAGCACAAUACAAUAACUUGCAUUAAAUUUAUGGAUUCAUAAAUUAAAGCUAAUCUGAUUACCAUUGUGCAAAGAUUGCAGGACUGAAUUGGUAACAGGAUUCAUAGUGGUAAUAAAAAUAGCAUUUGCUAUUGUCAGUUUUACUUUUGGAUCUCUAAUUCGACUUUUAGCUAUUGUUCCACAAAGUUCAUAUAGCUUUUUGCCUUGAGUGGCGCGGUAUGGGCGCCACUUCGGCAAGCUCCUUCUUCCAGUUGGCCGAGCCAACUCAGGUUGGUUCGACCAACUGGAGAAUUGACAAGUGAGGGCCUUUUGGGGAGACUUGUCAGUUCUAGUUGGCCGAACCAACCUGAGUUGGCUCGGCCAACUGGAAGAAGGAGCUUGCCGAAGUGGCGCCCGCACCGCGCCACUCAAGGAAAAAAGCAUAAAUAUAUGCAGGAUAUAUUGCUAAUUAAUACCAAAGAUCAUUAUUAACUUGCUAACAAAAUUUUUUCAGAUUUGGUGAGCUUACUAGUUAUAGGAAAUUCUCACCCCACUCCAUCUACUCCUUAAUCGAUUGUGCUACGCUAUGUGGAUAUUGUAUAAAUUAGUAAUUUUGAAUAUUUAAAAUAAUAAUUUCUUUAUUACGUCUGCUCUAAAUUGGCAUUUUUUUCAUAUAUUUUAUGCUAUAUAAGGGGAUGGGGGUGGGGGUGCCAUCUGUGAAAAGGGGGGUGGGGCUGCCAUUUUUUAGGAGGGGUGGGGGUACCAUUAAAAAAGGGGGGUGGGGGUGUAGGGUUGCUACCUGUGCUUGACCAGACAGUCUAUUCACAAGCACCUUACAAAAUGAUUCUGAAGACUAUAUCCGAGAUAACUUUGAAAGUCCUGAAUUUUCAAAGAAAUUCAAAAAUAAAAAUCCAGAAAGGGCACUUAAAGAUUCUUUUGACUCUUAUUAUGAGUCAGAACAAGAAAAUCUUGAUAAAUCAGGAAAAUGCGAAUUAAGCUUCCAUGAUUAUGAAAAAGACCAUGAAAGAGGUUCGAGAAGAAAGGAAAGAAAUUUGCUGCAAGAAAUCGAGAGUUUGAGAGAUGAAAAUAAAAAGUUGAGGACAGUGCUUAAAACUAGUUUCAGCAGUAAUGCUGAUAAAGAAAAUAGAGAUACAAAAGUGAAAAAACUUGAUAAAAGCGAAGAAAUUGUGGUCAUAGAAAACAAUAAUUGCAUAGAAAGUGCUAAAAAGAGAAAUGGAGUAAAAAUUAAGGCAAAAACUCCAAUAAAGCAAGCAAAAAUUACGAAAUCAACUACACCUAGAAGCAAAACAGUAGCAAAAGUAGUUAAGAAAAGCCAAGAAAAAUCCAAAACUCCACGAAAAGUAUUAACACAUAGAUCAUCAACCCCACGAAAAGUUUUAACAAAUAGGUCAUCGACUCCUCAGAACUUCAGCCAAUCUACAACUCCAAAAAGAUCCCAAAAACAUUCGCAAAGUUCUAUAUCUUUAUCUCAAAGAGCUGAGAGAUCACUAACGCCAUCUCGUUCUCAUCAUUGCCAAAAAUGUGACAGCCUUCUUACAAGAGGCAGAUCGACAUUUAGCUGUAAAAAACAUGGAAGUUGCAUAUCUAAAAGUUCAAGCUCUAAAAACCUGUAA
Blepharisma stoltei is the source of this 2345-nucleotide messenger RNA. The record is from the annotation of a GenBank genome assembly. NCBI's taxonomy places the organism in Eukaryota, Ciliophora, Heterotrichea, Heterotrichida, Blepharismidae.